AUGGAAGACAAUGUAGAACUUAAUGAAAAUAGUUCCCAUGCUUCCUACCCAACACUUUCAACUUUUACACAAUCAAGCCCCAUUAGCAUUCCAAAUCCAACACGUCUUUCACGUCCUGCUUCUCCACAUCUUCAUCAUAUGUCAAAAAUCCAUAUACGUGGCACUCCUUCACCUCCUAUGGAAUCCUCUACUAGGUAUAACAUUUCGACAAAACAGCACACGCCAGAAAUUAUAGUCCCAAAAGAAGAUUCUUCUCCACCUGAAUCAAAAAGACGUAACUCGUCAUUUUAUCAAGAAUUAUCCAUUCGUCUAAACCAACCUGUAGGUAGUAUGUCCAUUUCACCAUCAAGUCGUGAUGUUGUACUGGCAGCUCGUAAAGGACUUUUUAUUAUUGAUCUCGAGAAUCCGUACGAACCUCCGCGUGAACUUCAUCAUUUAACCAAAUGGGAAGUAGCUGAUGUACAGUGGAACCCCCAUCAAUGCCGUAGUACUUGGGUUGCUUCUACGUCUAAUCAAAAAGGUCUUAUAUGGAAUUUAGCACUUCCAUCAUCCAAUGCCGUAGAACAUAUUCUUCAUGGUCAUAGCCGCGCUAUAAGCGAUAUUAAUUGGCACCCUUUGCAUCCUGAUGAGUUGGCCACGUGUUCUGUAGAUACUUAUGUACAUCUAUGGGACUUAAGAACACCGAAAAAACCAACAAUGUCAUUCUGUGCCUGGACUGCGGGUGCAACACAUGUCAAGUUCAAUAAAAAAAACGAGUAUCUAUUAGCUUCUGCUCAUGAUCGAGAUCUAUUAAUAUGGGAUACGAGAAAAGGAUCGCUUUCUAUAACUAAUAUCAGGGCACAUACAACUAAAAUCUAUGGAAUUGAUUGGAGUAGAAAGAGCUCGGACAAUAUAAUUACUUGUAGUCUGGAUAAAUCCGUGAAGUUCUGGAAUAUAAAUAAUGAUGUCUGUCAAGGUGUUAUAUAUACAAAUUCACCAGUUUGGCGUGCAAGGCAUACACCAGUCGGUAAUGGUAUUCUAACCAUGUCUCAGCGAUCAGAAACAAGUUUAUAUCUUUGGAAUCAGGAAAAUCCUCAAUUCCCUGUACAUGCUUUUGAAGGGCACAGUGAUGUAGUCAAAGAAUUUGUCUGGCGAAUUAAAAGCGAUGGUGACUCGAUUAUUGAUGAUAGAGAACUUCAAUUAAUUACGUGGUCUAAAGAUAAGCAUUUACGUCUAUGGCCGAUAAAUGAUGAACAAUUAAAGGCAAUUGGGCAUGAAAGAGGAAGGCCUAGAAGUCCAACAGACCAGCUUACAUCAACGGGACAUUCUACUUUCACAUUUCGGGACCCACCGCCAACUAAUAAUCAUUCAGCCUCACCUACUCUGUCAACAUCAGCAUCACAUUCCUCUCUUCGUGUUAUUCCAGGAAAUCGCAUGAACACAACUACCACUUUGCGUCCUUCCGGGGCUUCAACUGGAGGAGGAAAUAUUAAAAGUUAUAUGGGAGCCGCUGCUGGGAUGUAUAGAGCUGAGCGACAUUCUUUAUCACCUUUGUUGUGGAUGCAGAACGUGAGAAUGGUAAAACCUAGUGGAGAGAUUGGUAACGCUGAAGAUAUUCCAACAAAUAUGCAUGAGGAAUGGGCUACGGUUUCGAAAAAAUUUUCAAAUGUCAAAUUUGAAAAGCUUAAUGUGCAAGGAAGGAGUUGCACUAUAAGUUUACAUGGACCUUGGUCUGAUAGUGGGGUUGCGUUUAUACGCAUCAAUAUAACAUUUCCUUCGCAAUAUCCUGACAAGGUUGCUCCAAUUUUUGAUAUUCAAAAAACUGGGAUGAUCUCUAUAAUGAAUAGAACUCAUAUGUCACAAAUUUUAAACCGCAUAGCCAGUUCGCAUGUAUCCCAAAAAAGACCAUGCCUCGAAGCUUGUAUUCGUUAUUUACUUGGAGAACAUCCUGAUGAUGGUCAAGAACGAUAUGGGAGAGAUGAUUCGGAUGAUGAAAAUUACAUAAAUUCUACUAGAAGAACAUCUUAUGAUAAAAACUUGACCUACAUUCUUGGAGAUAAGGAUUAUGAUAAUAAUAUUCCUUUUCCAAAACUAUGUGGUGCAAAAUUUUGUGUUACAGGAAAGCUUGUAUGUUUUUUUUCAAGUUUACGAUCUCCUGACGCAAGUAAUCCUGUUACACCUGUUAGAUCAGGUGGUAAUUCUGGAACCAUUCGUGGGAAAACUAGUUAUAUAUAUACACAUCCUAGGUCAUAUGAUUCUUGGGAACAGUACAAAAUGAUUUCACGGUUACCAAGACCCGUUACACGCUAUGGAGCAGAUGGUGAUGAUUCAUCUUACGAAGUAGAUGAUGACCAAGAUGAUUUAUUACUGUAUUUCAAUCCAAAGAGUGGACUACGAAACAAUGCUCCAGAUUCAUCCACGUUAGCGGGGCAUGUUAUUCAUACUUACGAUUUUUCAGAAUGGAUGCCAGUUAAUCGAAAACUGGCAAUGGAAUAUAUUCUUCAUGGAGAUAAUCCGGUUGAGAUUUGUAAAUACAACGCUCAAGUAGCGGCAGACAACGAUCGACCAGAUUUGGAACAAGUCUGGUUACUUGCUUCUUUAAUACUAAGUCAAACUGUUUCAAAAAAAAAACUUAAGAAUUCCUUAGUUAGUGAUGAUAUUAUUCCAAUUGAACGAAUUUCAGGACCUUAUCAGAAAUCUGCAAAUAAAAGAAAGGAUAUUAGGAAUGAAUAUGAUUCAUUCAUGGAUGAAGCGGUUCACAAAUUUUUCGGAAGAUUGGAUUGGGGAUUCCAUCCAUUUGGAAAGGGUCUUGCAAUAGACAUGCUUAAUCACUUUGUUUCAAUAGGCGAUAUACAAACAGCAGCAAUUUUGUCAUGCGUUUUUAGACAACCUUUCCCUCCUCAUCGAAAAAUUAUCAAAGUAAAAGAAAUUCAACCUUUAAUCUCAUCAGAAUUAGAAAUUAAUAAUAUAUCCAGUAGCACGGAUUAUUUUAAUUAUUAUGCACGUUAUCCAGAAAAACAAAAUCCAUAUCAAAUUGGGUUUUCAUCAAAUUCUGGAGCAACAUUUGUCGAAUCAUUUAAUUCAUCAAAAAGUUCUUGGGGAAAUUAUAAUAAUCAACCAGAAGUGUUUGGUUAUAUUGCUAAUGCGGGUACUCCCCCGACCCCAUCCGGAUAUAUAUAUGGACAUUCCGAAGGUGCUGGUGGGCCUAUUAUGGUACCUUCAGCUAGUCAUACUUCACAUCAUCAAAGGAGGUCAACUUUUGGCGGUAUUUCGAAAGAAGCGAACUUUUUUUCUUCAAGUUUUAGUACUACUGCAUCACCACCAAAAACUCCAAAGAGAGAUAGUCCAGUCGCAAUUGGAUUCACCAGUCAUUUUGGAUGGGGAACUAUGGGAGUAAAUCAUGGAAAUGAAAGGCUUGUCGAAACUUCCUCGAAAAAGUCCAGCGAUCUAACAUUUAUUCCUUAUAAUCUUGAAGAAUUUGAUGAUGAAAGAAGGCCACUUCAAGUUGGUUUAUUAGAUGAUAAAAGAACAACAAAUGCAAGGCAUGAUCAAGUUCGUCUGGCUUAUGCAGAGAUAUUAUAUCAUUGGGGUUUAUUUGAAGCAAGGACAGAGGUUUUAAAAUUUAUGAGAUUUGUAAAGACAACGAUUGGUAGCCCUCUUGGGGAACAACAUGAACCUUUAGAAAUCGGCAUACAUUGUUUCCAGUGCGGUAUUGAACUUAAGGGUCAUUAUAAGUGUGGAAAUUGUCUGCGUAAGAGAGCUGGUAUAAAAUGUUCAAUCUGUCAUCAAACUAUUAGAGGGUUGUCAAAUUUUUGUUUAAUUUGUUCACAUGGCGGACAUACAAAGCAUCUUCGUGAGUGGUUUAAAGAAGGAAAUAAGGAAUGUCCGUCAGAAACAUUUCCACCCACGAUACCCGAUCGACCAUAUCCACUUCGAAUAAUUGAUUACUUUAUGUUAAACAAAAACACAUUCAUCGUCACCCCAUAUACAUUAUUUUAUUGUUAUGUUUAUGCCGGAUUUCUUGCUCAUAAUAUGGAUUACGCAUACAACAGAUUUCUUACGAUAGCCGCUUUAAUAUUAUGGUACAUACAAAAGAAUUCAUCCAACAAAAAUUCUUUAGAAAACUCCAAAAUUGAAUUAAUUAAUCAAUAUCUAACAUCUUUAUUAUUUGAUACACCACCAUUAUUUAAUCAACCUUAUCUUUCCAUUUCACCAUCAGAUUUAUGGGGAAGGAGAUGGCAUCAAAUCUUACGUGAAUGUUUUUUUGAAUUAGGUUAUUUACCAAUUCGUUCCUUAUUCCCCAAACAUCAAUUAUUAGGUCAUGACAUAGGAUUAAUUGCAAGUUUUACUUGUAGUGGAAUCUUUCAUGAAUAUUUAAUAACUACAUUAUUCGGAAGGUUAACUGGUGAACAUUUCACUUUUUUUGUGUUUCAUGGAGUAAUGGUAAUCAUUUGGGAAAUAAUUUGGUUACCAAUAUCAUCAAAAUAUAUCAAAUCUUUUAUGGAUAAGAGAUUGGUGAAGUCCGAACUAUUUGAAAGUGGAAAUCCAAAGAACAAAAAUAUUUUAGAAAAAGAUUUUGUAGAAUUUUAG
This is a messenger RNA of Funneliformis geosporum, 4569 nucleotides long. Lineage: Eukaryota; Fungi; Glomeromycota; Glomeromycetes; Glomerales; Glomeraceae. The record is from the annotation of a GenBank genome assembly.